This is a messenger RNA of Exophiala xenobiotica, 2623 nucleotides long. RefSeq lists its product as uncharacterized. Bases 543 to 2102 code for a protein of 519 amino acids. The record is from RefSeq and is a predicted model, not a curated record. NCBI's taxonomy places the organism in Eukaryota, Fungi, Ascomycota, Eurotiomycetes, Chaetothyriales, Herpotrichiellaceae. The transcript has a single exon.
CUGUGGCCUGUGACCUGCGCAGGGAUUCUCAAAGAUUCUCAACCCAGCAGCUCCACGGCACACAAGUUUUUGCACCGCAACCUCUCGCUGUUGACAACUCACGCAGCAUCGCUCAGCCGUCUAUCUGAUUUAGACAAGUCGACAAAUCCUGUCUCUCUUUCAUACUGCCACUCUUUCUUAUUCGUACACAUGGCGUUCAACUGAUGGAACACUGACCAAACCAGAUCAUACCUGUGACUGGUCUUGUCUGGCCACCGCACAAACCUGGACCAACUACUGUCCUGUCGUCCACGUCCACCCAGCUUGGGCCUCAAACACAGACAAACAACACCUGCAAAACCUGCAAACCAUUCACCACCAUCGUCACCUCAACUGUCACCAGCCAUCAUGCGCGCUGUUGUCCGACUGUGACCGAUCCGGGCCAUCCCCCGUCCCAGUCCUCCUUCGAUUCUUGCAUACACCUUCUUGGGGUUUUAUCAUACCCCGGACACUCGCUCGACUUGCAAUCCUAACAUUAAUACUAUCGACCUCAAAAGAUCAGCAUGGAAAAUCUAAUGUCGUAUUUCUUCGACGCAGCUGCGCCUGGCGUUGCUCGGUCUCCCACCUCGUCAACUAAUCUGUCUUCGCCAACCACGUCUACCUUCUCCAAAGGUCAUUCUUCGCGUGGCUCCGGUUCGUCGAUCAACUCCUCGCCGAUCCCUCGAGAGUCGCUCGACAUGUAUGCGGGGCCAAAGAGAUUGGAGGAUGUAACAGAAGAACCACAAGAAAGAGAUGACUUUGAGGGCUACACGCUGGUCGAUGACAGCAGGACCUAUGAUUUCCCCGACUAUGACAAGGCUUUCUCAGAUUAUCAUGGUCAACCUUCUCCACCGAGCUCGCCUGUACAACCUGAAUGGACCCUGGGAGACACCGAUGCCUGGUCCUCGACAUCCUCCGGUUUUCGAUUCUCCAAAAGACGUCGGUCCAUGGAGCAAGCUCCUACGGUUGCUCCUGUCAAUCCGAACCGUCUCAGCAGUAAAUUUGGGUCGAUGAAAAGACGUUGGAAAAACAGAUCGGCUGUAGAACCGAGACUGUCCAUCAUCACCCAUAUGAACUCCCCAGCAUCCUGGUCGGGAUCCAUUAGCUCCUCGCAGGUCCUCAGUCCUGCAUUGAGCGCAAUCUCCAAGCAUGAAAGUCUACUUCCUUCCUCUCCAGCAGUACCGCGUGCGAGUCAGACCUCGCUGGAACUGGAAACAGAACCAAAGCCUAUCGAGCAGACACCCGAGGAAGAUGACGAGGAGCAAGGUCAAGCGACCACACCGUUACUGCCGCCGGUGCUUGCAGAAAUCUGCCAAAAAGAGGAACCUAUACAGUCUCCUCUUCAGUCACCUUCAAUUGCGCCGACAUCUGCAAUCAUGAGCUCACGGACUUCCAUGGACACGUCCCUGUCAUGUCUCCCGUCGCCACCACUAUCAACCAAACCGUCCAUGGUAUCGAUGCAUAACAGGUCUCGGACCAACACCAUGACUGGCUGUCCAAUUCUAGACAUCCCACCAUUGCAACUCCUGGAUGAUGUUGCUGAUCUAUGGGCUGUUCGACUUGGACAUGCGAACUUCACCAUCCAUCCUGAGCCAUACAUCCCAGAUACCAUUGACUUGGACUCGUAUACAGAGUAUCGCAACAACUGGGAUCAUGCCCGGACUAACUAUGCCAAGCACAUUGCGCGCACUGCCGAACAUUAUGGGUCAACAUCCAAGGUCUUCAAGUUGACAGAGGACAAGUGGGCUUCUAUCGAUGAUGUUUGGAAACGACAGCACAGCCUGAUGAGGACUGCCCUUGACCCAGUCCUGGCGCGUCUGAGUGAUGGUGACUCUGAGAUGCAGGAGUCUACGGCAUCGAGUGUGGUUCUUGAGAAACCACUCACCAAAGUUGUACUCCCUGUCAUCGACGAUAAGAGCGGCAAAUUUCCAGAACUCGGUGACGGUGAGAUCGUAGGGCCAAUGUCCGUGGCCCGACCUCGAGCUUUGACACAUCCUAGCAGAGGAAGCGACUGGCGCAGCCCACCUCUGUCAACGCAGAAGCGUAAUCUCAUUCAAAUUCUCUCCGACAUUUUCCACAAAUAAAUUGUACAGUCCCAACGACUAUUACUUGUACACAAAACUUUCUUACUUUGUACAAACUUCUUCGGAUCACGGCACUAGAUACAGGGAUUCUAGGCGUUAUCGAGACCAUAGAAAAGGCGACCUGAUGGAAAAGUCAUCAUAUCAGUGGAAGCCAUCAGUACUAUUUACUCCGACUCUCGGUGACUCGAUGUUACUACUACGACCUUUACGACAUUCCUUCUAUAUGAAGGUCAAUAUCAGAUGAUCAUGACUUGCAACUUCAGCACAGCGAAGCGACGAUACAUUCCUUUGGCGAUAGAGAUGAGACGCUUUUUCGGUCUUACAAUUGGCAAUUGUUUUCAAGGCACGAUACAAGUUGUCAUUACUUAUGGCGGCUACAUACUUUGGCAAAUCUGACUCGCGAGAGUUGGCAGACGUAUGUAGCGCAGUCGGUUGGUUUUGGAAAGGUGAUGGCGGAUCAAUGAGGUGGAGCUGAUGAGGGUGAUACUCAUAGAUAUGCAAAACUGUUGAAAACCAAAACA